UCGUUACGUGCUGGCGAAAGGACGUGUUUAGCGGUCGUCGUUGCCGAGAAUACAAAUCAUAUCGAGUGCCAUUCGGAAUCUAAGGUCGAAGUUCGUGUGUCAGACUUUUGGCCAAGACUGAAAAGGACCGAAGAAGGCGCGCGAAAACCCAUUUAGUGGCGAGUGCGAUUUUUCCAUGUUUUCCUCCGUGUUUUUUCGUGCAACGUCCAACCUGCAACCUCUAACAACCUCCUGAAUACGUGUGCGGGCAAUUAAAGUUCCGGGCGCCUCACUGACUGAUGGUCGUCGCGCAAAUGGCCAUUGCAAAUUGCAUGUUUUCGUGGCCCCCGAGUGCAUGUCGCAGUAUGACACCGAGCGCCAAAUGCUUGUGAGCCAACCGAAGAGGGCUUAAAGUGUUUUUUUCGGCCAGGCCCUUGUUCGCCUAAGUGGAAUUAUCAGCCAGCAAGACAAACGCAAGGCACGCAAGGCCAUCAGAGUAUGAAAACCCCAUCAAAGGCAAGUGCAAAUCUGUUUCUGUGGGCUGGGCAGGAAAUCUAAUUAAAGACGAAAUGGCAACUGGCAAAUGCGAAGCAUAAAAUAAUUGCAAAUGCUGAUGAAGCCUGGUGGCAACAUGCUGCACAAGUGAGACAAAACCGAGUUUAAUGAGCUGGCUGCAGCCGGAACACAUGAGACUGCCGCAGCACUUGUCCCUGGCCAACGGAUCGAGCCAACUAUUAAUGGCAACAGGCUGGAAGUUUAUGCGAAAAGUUUCUGAAAGUAAUACGCAAAGAAAACACAAACCGAGCUAAGUCCCAUCAAGCAAUAAUAAACGGGAAAAGCGCUGGGGAAAAACGCUUAAAUCAGCACAAGUAAAACCGAAAUACGCAGAAAACUUUUCCAACGGCAACGGAUUUCCAUUCUUUUGAGGAAAACCAACGGCAUCAUCAACAUCAUCAUCAUCAUUAUCGUCAUCAUCCAACCAGGCACUGUUAUUGUUUCGCCAAGGAUUACAUAUUAUGCGAUAAACAUGAAAUACACAAACGAUACACGACUCAUUGUGUUCAUUUGCUGUUUGCUGCAAGGCUUUGCUGUAGGCCUGCGCAUGAUCAAGGUCUCCAUUCCCGCCUACAAGCUGCGCGGCGAGUCCGCCUUCCUGGAAUGCCAGUACGAACUGAACCGGACGCAUCACACAGUCACGGGUCUGCAGAGCCAUUCGGACCACCCCCAUGGUCAUCAGACCCACGGCGGAGAGUUCCACUACCCAGAUGGUGAAACGCUGGAGGACGAACGCUCGUACCGCAGCCGAAUGCGUCAAAACCAACGGCAGCAUGGCCAGCGCCCCAGGCAACGUGAACCCAUUGCUAUGCGGCAAUACCAGAGUCAACAGAACCAUCAGCAGCCGCCAGCUCCGCCGGAGAAGUCACCCUACGGGCACAGUGUUUACCGGGGCAGUGCAGCCUCCGGGUAUCUGGGUGCCGCUCAUGUGGGUGCUAGUACUCAUAGUGGCUCCGUAUCCGUAAGCAAUAGCAAUGGCAAUAAUGGCGGACCAGCGGCCUAUAUGCCCGAAUUCGAUCGGGCGGACAGUUUCGACGAUAGCAAUGAUCGCGAUGAGGAGGAGGAGGAAGAAGAGGAGGAGCAGCACGAGGAGGGGGAGGCUCUGUACGCCAUCAAGUGGUACAAGGACAACGAGGAGUUCUACCGCUACGUGCCAAAGGCCCGGCCGCCAAAGACCAGUUACCGAGUGGACGGCGUGCGAGUCAUUGAGGAACUCUCGGACGCGAGUCGCGUUUUGCUACGCGGAUUGACACUCAACUCGACCGGAUUGUAUCGCUGCGAGGUGUCCGCCGAGGCACCCAACUUCUCAUCGGUGCAGGGCGAAGGGCGGAUGGACAUUGUCUUUCUGCCACGCGAUGGACCACACAUAAGAGGUCAGCAGUAUCAGUACCAAAUCGGCGAAUACUUGUAUUUGAAUUGCACGUCCGGAAAAUCUCAUCCGGCCUCGCAUUUGCAGUGGUUUGUCAACGAACAGCCGAUCCUCGACGAGCACUACCUGCACAAAUACAACGACAUCGUGCACAAACACGGGCUAAUCACCUCCACUUUGGGCCUGCAGCUGCCGCUGGAGCCGCGUCACUUCCACGACGGCGACAUGCGCGUCAAGUGCCUGGCCAGCAUAUCGCCGGUCCUGUGGAAGGGCGGCAAGGAGAGCGUCCUGCAGCGGCGGCCGGGGAUCAUCGACAACCGCGAGGCCAUGUUGCUGGUGAAAGGUGCAGCUGGUCAUUCGGAGAGCAGUUUCCUGCGAACACUAACCAUCGCCAUCAUUCUGGCCAGAACCGGUCAGUGGCUACUUGGCUCGGAGCUGACUUAAGCCAGUCGUCCUCGAAGAUGGCCGGCACCCCUCGGCACGACUCGUUUCAAUUAACAAGCAUUCAUUUCAAUUCAAUUCAAUUGCAAUUGCAGAGCAUAAAUGGUGAUUUUGUAUACUUUAAGUGUAAUAUCCUUAGUUCUUAAGCGAAGGGAAAGGAAAACAAAAAUAGGAAAAACAAAAAACAGACAAAUUGGGUAAAUGUGUUAUAGCAUGUAAAAAUCAUUAAGCAACGCGAAGGGGAAACGAGUUAAAUAGUAUUAAAGGCAGAAAGAGGGAGGACCAACUCCGCCUCGACAAAAACUCCUGUGCAAAAAGCGAGACAGAGACGCACAGACACACACACACACACACACAAAGAGAGAAUUCAAUUAGGAAAAUUGUUAAGUAACUAAAUUCCAAUCCCAUAUAUAUGACAUAUCCCCCCUAUGCCCAUCGUCUCCGAAAAUCAAGCCCAGCUAAAGGGUUCGUUGUGCGUAAUUUCUGUGUAAAUACUUGAAUGGUAACGACAAAGUCUAGGACAAACUUUGGACUUUUGUCAAAUAAUGUCUGAGUGGCAUCAAUUUCGAAUAGUAGCUGGAAACUUUGCCAUAACAGAUGCUAAAACUACAUAAUUGCAAAAAAACGAAAAUGAAAACGAACAAAAAAAAAUAAAAACACACACAAAAAGGGGAAAAGUAUGCUGGAAAAGUGCUCUUUUCCCCUCUUUUAGUUACGAUUCUGGCAAGUAUUUGCUUCCUGACUCUGAAAAGUAUUUCCAAUUGUAUUUAGUUUUGUAAAUUAAGUCCGUAAGAGAGAACGAAGCUCGAAAUGAAAUUAUAUUGUUGAUGGAUCAAUUACUAAUAGCUCUCUCUCCGGUUAGAGUUGAGACAGUUUCUUUCGGUUGCCGCACAUCCUAGUUGUAUGAACUGUAUAAAAGAGAACCUGGAUAUGUGUCAUAUCUGUAAAUGUUAAGAACCUUUGCUAAACUAGUACCAUAAGCUAGGUGUUUAAGUAGUAGCCGAACUGUAAACCCAGAAAAGAUUCAACCUCCCCUCCCCCGAACCCUUCUGUUGUAGCAAUACUGAAGGGAUAAAAGCUCCCGAAAGAUAUAACUACUAUAUAUGAUGAUAUGUAUAUGUAUACAAUAAAUGAAUAUGACAAGAACCCGACUCCACCCCCUAUGUCCACCCCCCAGAGUGUUUAAACAAAUAUA
Molecule: messenger RNA, 3539 nt
Organism: Drosophila eugracilis
Lineage: Eukaryota; Metazoa; Arthropoda; Insecta; Diptera; Drosophilidae
Gene: beat-IV
Exons: 7
Coding region: 1007-2347 (446 amino acids)
Source: RefSeq, a predicted model, not a curated record